Molecule: messenger RNA, 1086 nt
Organism: Lichtheimia ornata
Lineage: Eukaryota; Fungi; Mucoromycota; Mucoromycetes; Mucorales; Lichtheimiaceae
Exons: 9
Coding region: 1-1086 (361 amino acids)
Source: RefSeq, a predicted model, not a curated record
AUGGAGCAACAGAUCGUCGAGCUUUUGGAGUUCCUUCACCACCCAAGAACAGAGAUCCGAGCACUUGCUGUACAGCAAUUGACGGCAUUGACCCCCAAGACGGCUCCUACCUUUGCCUUUCUUGUCAGCAAGCGUGAUACAUUGGUCAACGACUUGAAGUCCCUAUGUCACGAAGAUACAGUUGUUGCUCAUGAAGCUAUCAAGAGCUUGAUCAAUCUUUCAGCCGAUCCACGUAUCCAAGAAUUGCUCGACGACAAGUUCUUCAUUCACCAUCUUUGUUUAUUGAUCUUGAUUCCCGAUUCGGUAUUGGCCGAUGCUGCUUGUAUGUUGUUAUCCAACAUGACAAAGUACGAGCCUACUUGUGUCCGUGUCUUGGAAGGUGAAGCCAAGCCAUUGCCUGGUCUAUCUGAAUCGACACGUUUGCUGGAUCAUUUGGUUGAGGCAUUCCAUCGUGGUCAUAAGCGAGCAUACAAUCCCAAGGCCGAAUUCAACUUUUUGGCUAGUGUCUUUGCUAAUGUUUCUGGUAUCCGUGCUGGUCGUGUUUACUUUUUGGAGAAUGCAGCUCACGACAAGCUUGCACCAUUGACUAAGCUCCAAAUCUUUACCGAAGAUCCCAAUGUCAUUCGUCGUGGUGGUGUCGAUGCUACCAUAAAAAAUUGCUGCUUCGAGACACGACAACAUGAGCGUAUUUUGGAUGCAGAGCAGCUUAAUACUCUUCCUUUCAUCUUACUGCCGCUCUGUGGUAACGAAGAAUAUGAUAUGGAGGAAUUUGAGCAAUUCCCUGAAGAGAUUCAAUUGUUGGAUGAUGACAAGAAACGUGAAUCUGAUUCAGUAUUGCGCUUGUUACUUUGUGAAUCCUUGUUGUUAUUGACACACACUCGGUUUGGUCGAGAGUAUUUGCGACAAAAGCAAGUAUAUCGAGUUAUCCAACGAUUGCAUGCACAAGAAAAGGAUGACAAGAUCAAGGAGAAAUGUGAGGCCAUUGUGGAUAUGCUUAUCCGUGAAGAGAAGGGUGCCGAAGUGAGCGAGAUUAAAGAGCAAGAAGAAGAGGAUGAUGAAGAUAUGGUCAUUGAAGAAAUCGUUUAA